Molecule: messenger RNA, 3205 nt
Organism: Hippocampus zosterae (dwarf seahorse)
Lineage: Eukaryota; Metazoa; Chordata; Actinopteri; Syngnathiformes; Syngnathidae
Gene: wdr20b
Product: WD repeat domain 20b
Exons: 4
Coding region: 56-1972 (638 amino acids)
Molecular function (GO): protein binding
Source: RefSeq, a predicted model, not a curated record
AUGCGUCGUCCGCAAUAUCCGGGGCCUUAGACAAGGAUGAGCGGCGAUUUUCAAGAUGGCGGCGGAGGGAGGAGGGAAGGAGACGAACGAGAUUAAAACGCAAUUCACCACCCGGGAAGGCGUCUACAAACUCCUCACGCACUCCGAGUACAGCCGCCCUAAUCGGGUACCCUUCAACUCGCAGGGAUCCAACCCCGUAAGGGUCUCCUUCGUCAACGUCAACGACCAGUCGGGCAAUGGCGACAGGAUCUGCUUCAAUGUGGGCCGGGAGCUCUAUUUUUAUAUCUACAAAGGUGUGAGAAAGGCCGCCGACCUGAGCAAGCCCAUCGACAAGCGGCUAUACAAAGGCACGCAGCCCACGUGCCACGACUUCAACCCGCUCACGGCCACCGCCGAGAGCGUCUCGCUGCUGGUGGGCUUCUCGGCGGGCCAGGUGCAGCUCAUCGACCCGAUCAAGAAGGAGACGAGCAAGCUCUUCAAUGAAGAGAGACUGAUCGACAAGUCGCGCGUGACAUGCGUGCGCUGGGUCCCCGGUUCCGAGAGCCUCUUUUUGGUGGCCCAUUCCAGCGGCGCCAUGUACCUGUACAAUGUGGAGAACACGUGCGGCUCGGCGGCGCCCCACUACCAGCUCCUCAAGCAAGGGGACAACUACGCCGUGCACACCUGCAAGAGCAAGUCGGGCCGCAACCCUUUACUGCGCUGGACGGUGGGCGACGGCGCGCUCAACGAGUUCGCCUUCUCCCCGGAUGGUAAGUUCCUGGCGUGCGCCAGCCAGGACGGCUACCUGCGGGUGUUCGGCUUCGACGCCGCCGAGCUGCACGGCACCAUGAAGAGCUACUUUGGCGGUUUGCUUUGCGUGUGCUGGAGCCCCGACGGGCGUUACAUUGUGGCCGGCGGCGAGGACGACCUGGUGACGGUGUGGUCGUUCUCGGACUGCAGGGUGAUCGCCCGGGGACAUGGACACAAGUCGUGGGUGAGCGUGGUGGCCUUCGACCACUGCACCACCAGCGUGGAGGACGGCAUCGGCGGCGAGCCCCCCGCCGAGUUUAGCGGCAGCGACGAGGACUUCUACGAGCAUAUUCACUUUAGCGCGGGAAGGGAUCGGGCCAACAGCGCCCACUCCCGACUUUCCAAGAGAAACUCCACGGACAGCCGGCCCGUCAGCGUGACGUACCGGUUUGGGUCCGUCGGUCAGGAUACCCAGUUGUGUCUGUGGGACCUCACCGAGGACAUACUCUUCCCUCACCUACCUUUGUCUCGGACGAGGACUCACACUAACGUCAUGAAUGCCGCCAGCCCGCCGCCGCCUCCGGCGACGGCGGCAAACAUUUUCACUUCCGGCACCAAUGGCAAAGACAGCGUUAGCAAUAGCAGCACCGGCGGCAACACGCCAAACUCCCUCCCGGGGACGCUGCCUCGCUCCAACAGCUUACCGCAGUCGUCCACCCCGGCCGGCGGCGGCGGCGGCGGCGGCAGCACCCCCAACAGUCACACGGGCAGCAGCAGCAGCAGCAGUAGCAGCGCCGCCAAGGGUGGCGGCGGCGGCGGCAUCCUCGACAGCGCCCUGAUCGCGGCCGGCGUCGGCAAGUUUGCCACGCUGUCGCUGCACGAGACGCGCAAGGAGCGCUCGGAAAAGGAGCACAAGCGCAUGCUCAGCGCCGGCCAUAUCGGCAGCAAGAGCGGCGACAAGCUGAGCCAGCUGGGCGCCUCGCGGGCGGCCGCCGCCAAGGGCGACAACGCCAAGACGUUGGGCACGGCGCUGUGCCCGCUCAUGGAGGACGUGCCGCUGCUGGAGCCGCUGGUGUGCAAGAAGAUCGCCCACGAGAGACUGACGGUGUUGAUCUUCCUGGAGGACUGCCUGGUCACGGCUUGCCAGGAGGGCUUCGUUUGCACGUGGGCCAGGCCUGGGAAAGUGGGACUGCUGUCGUCUCAAAACAACCCCGCCAACUCGCCCGGUGGAACCGUCGUAUAACCCCUCCCCUCCUCCGACAUCCACAGAGGUGGUGGGUGACGAUCAAUCCGUGGAGGGGCGGCGGAACCUCGCCGCCUUGAGUCUGCAGUGAAAUGGGUGCUAUUUGACAAAGGGGGCGAGGAGCUUUAAGGUUUUUAUAGGAAGGGCUGUGACUGCUUCACUGUUCAUCCGACGGCGGCGGCUCUUAUCAGGCCUCGCCCGUCGUCUCGUUGGGGCGCUCUCCCGUUUUCUUCAUUUGAUGUGGUGGGCCUCGAAAAGGGAUCAAUAUUUUCAAGUGGCUGCAUAUAUCCUCCGCUAAUGGAGGUACGACUUCCUUAAAUCACACAAAGUGUAUUUGCACAAAUUCCUCCCUGGUGUGUGUGUGUGUGUGUGUGUGUGCGCGCGCGUGCGUGUUUUUAAUCCUCGCAAAAGAACACAAGCAGAUUUUGAAAGCACUUGGCUCGUCGGCGCCCUUUGUCUCCCACGUUAGAUGCUGCAAUCGCGUUCAUUUUAUUAUUAUUUUGGAAAACAAUGUUUGCACUUAACAGGUUUUUUUUUUUUCAAAGAGGGCAGAUGUACUUUUUUGGGGCGCAGGGUGUUAAAUAGAAGUAAAACUUUGUACCUAUUGUUCAUUUUAAUAUUGUUUUCCACAUGACAUGGGCUCUGUAUGAUAUGUAAAUAUUGGAAUGAUUUAUGGAGAUGAUUAUCAGUUGAGCCUGUUUUUGUUUUUUUAGGACCAAAAAUAGAGCCUAUUUCUAAUACAGAAAAUCUAAUAUGAAAAUCUUAAAAUAUGCAGAUUUUUUUUCUCCCCCAUUUCCAUUGUACAUAAAGAGAAUUCAGGGUUGUUGUUGUUUUAUUUUUGGUUUUUUUUACCGUAACGUUUGGCGUCAUAAUUAUAGGAGAUGCUUUUAUCUUUACGGCGAGUGGCAAACACUCUUGUUCAGCCAUCAUACCGAGCUCAGGUGAAAUUGCAGAAACGCGUGCCGGCUUAUUGUUGUGAAUCGACUCGCAAGCUAACAACUCCUCUUUAGUGCGAGCGGCGUGCAGACGACGACGAUGAUGAUGAUGAUGAUCGAAAUAUUUUUUUAAAAAGCAACACUGUGUUUGAUUCACGCGAGAGCUGGACAGUGCGUGAGGAUGUUUUUUUUUGUUUUUCCAUCUACCGCCCACAGGUAGAGAGACUGAGGUUUUGAACAGUGGCAGCCUUUUUUUUUCCUCCGUGUGACGCCUAUUAAAAUAUUUGACAGACUUUAA